Molecule: messenger RNA, 1355 nt
Organism: Spodoptera frugiperda (fall armyworm)
Lineage: Eukaryota; Metazoa; Arthropoda; Insecta; Lepidoptera; Noctuidae
Exons: 2
Coding region: 59-1342 (427 amino acids)
Source: RefSeq, a predicted model, not a curated record
GCAAAGUGAUCAGGAUUGGACCGCACGUCGAUGUACCAAAGAAUAUUAGAACUUGAAAAUGAAUAAGAAGAUUAGUCAAAAGCGUCACGAUGAAAUAUGCGACCGAUUGGCAAUAACCAAGCAUUUGGUUGAUAAAGUAAAAUCAUACGGCAAUGUCACCGUGUCGGGUACACAUAGACUGAAAAGUAUUAUUAGCCAAUACACAGGCGUGAAAGAAGAUAUAGUAGAAGAAGCUUUAAACUAUAAGAAAAAGAAGACAUUCAGUGAUUUGUACUUAUUAUCAGAUCAAGUUUCAUCUCAUAAAUAUGACCCAUCGGCAUUUUCUCUGCGCUUCGAAGAUGUAAGACGAAUCAUCUUUGAUCUUUAUGUAAACGAACUACAAAUACCUAACAAGCAUUCCAUAAUACAAGCCUUACUAAAGUUACCACGGUACAAAGACUACUCUGUAUCGAAUCUAGAAACCGACCUGUACUACAUCGGGUUCAUAUGGAAACGACUUCCAAACUCUAAGAAAUAUAUCGUAGUAGAAAAAUCUGAACAAUUCAUGGAAAGGAUGAAGUAUUUGCAACGUAUGCUGCAAUAUAGGAGUGAUAAUCGAGUGCUCAUCCAUGUUGAAAGAACUAUAAUCAAAUACCAAGCGCCCCUUGAAAUCACUAUGGCAGCGUGCCCUCAAACAGGCCUUAUCGACAUCUCCUUACCUUUCCAAACACUAUCCAUGGAAAAUUGGCUCCAAACUAUAAUUCAUGGGAUACCUUCGAACUCAGUGUUUGUCGUGCAACUCCCAUCGAAUACAGAAGAAAAAAUGAACUGGAUUCCGAACAUUCAUAGUGGAAAAGAUGAAAUGAUUAAGUGGUUGGAAGCACAUGGAAUACCUCACGAUCCCAAACAACAUAGUGCUGAACUGUAUACCUUAGUACAGAAAUACAAAUGCCACUACCCGUCUACUUAUAAAUUUGUUGCGUCUUUGGAAGCUGCUGGUCAUGAGGUGAUUAUACGUCCUCCUGUACUGAAUGGGUACUUCGAUCUGUCCUUUCUCUCAGACAAGUUAAGCAGUUCAUCCAGCAUACAUGCUAAACCUUUAAUUACAAAGACCACUUUUCAAGAAAUGAUUUAUGAGAAGUUCUCUGGGUAUAGUUUAUUGAAAUGGUUAAUGGACGAUAGAAAGAUGGCAGACAGAGAAAUGCAGAUGUUUGAUGAGGAUCAGAAACUGGAAUUGGUUCUGGAUAAUCUUUUGGACAAAAUAAAUGAUGGGUGUAUUAGUGAGGCUGAUUUAGAUGCAUGCGAUGGAAAAGAGUGUGAUCUUAAAUUUUGUGAUCGUAUUUUAGUGCCACAGAACAAAUGAGUAACUGUGAAUA